ACCGCAAACAAAACCAAUGGACAUCGCAAAAGUCAACUCCUCUGUGCUUUUCUUAAAUCCGUACUAAGAAAAAACCAGUUUAUAUUGGACGAGAAAUUGAGAAUAUAAUCUGAUUUAAGGGGUUGGAGCUUUAGAUUUGUUUGGUUGGUUGGUUGGUUUGUUUGCUUGUUUUUUUUCAAUGGGUAAUCGAAUUGGGAAAAUGGGUCGGUGCUGUGGUGUCACCGGAGAAAUUUCCCGGCGGCAUGAGUGGAUUGUGGAGGACGCGCUCUAUGAGGACUUGGGACACUCUUUCUGCUACAUUAGACCGGAGCCGGCUCCGAUUCGUCUAUCAUCUUCCAAAGUGUACUCACUUAACGACUCCGUCUCCCGCUCCGCGGUAAUUUCCAAAACCGUGACGUUUGGUGUCAUCUCCGGCGCGUCCGUCAGCGCCAAUGUUUCAACAGCUCCGUCAGGUGUCCUCACGGAUUACUACCCGCAAAGUGCCACGUUCGAGGGCACUGAUUGCUUCGCUUCUCUUCCCCUGCAGCCGGUCCCUCGCUCUGAGUCGGGGACUCUGCCGCGAUCUGGUCCGAUUGAGCGUGGAUUCAUGUCAGGUCCCAUUGAGCGCGGCUUCUUAUCGGGUCCCCUGUUUUCGGGUACAUUGGAGAAAGAGGAGGAGAAGUUGCAGAGGAGCUUGUCUCAGAGUAGUUCAGAUAUCGCCGAUGUUAAACCUCUGAGAAAGAGUUUAACUUUAAUCAAGAGUUUCAAGAGGGCAAUAUCAAACAAGAUUAAAGGUUUUGUUUCAGACAACGAUGAUAUCGAUCUGAGUAGCACCGGAAGCUUGAACGACGACGAUAAUGAUCUUCCCGGCGUUGAUAAAAAUGUUGAUGACGGUGAUUUUUUUGUUAAGAGUCAGAAUCUGCAAUGGGCACAAGGGAAGGCAGGGGAGGAUCGGACCCAUAUCGUGGUUUCUGAGGAAGAUGGAUGGGCUUUUGUUGGGAUUUACGACGGAUUCAACGGCCCCGACGCGCCUGAUCAUCUGGUUAGCAAUCUUUAUAAUGCGGUCCACCGCGAGCUUGAGGGGUUGUUAUGGAAGAACAAUUUUGAAUCAAACGUCGUUUUAGAUUCCAAUAAAGAAAACUGUCCAUUGGGAAAUGGGGUUUUGGAUUCAAAACCAACAUGGAAGAGAAACCAUGGAAAGAACGUGAAGAGAUGGAGGUGGGAAUGGUAUAAGGAAUCAAAUUCAGGAGAAAGUGUCAACCAUUCCGACGUUCUGAGGGCGCUUUCAGAGGCACUAGGGAAAACAGAGGAGGCAUACUUGGCGAUGGUGAAGGAGAACCCAGAGCUGGCUUUGAUGGGUUCAUGUGUUCUGGUGACUGUAAUGAAAGGAGACGAUGUGUACCUAAUGAACGUUGGAGACAGUCGAGCCGUCCUGGCACGGAAAGCCGAGGCCAAAGCUCUGCACCCGAUGGAGCUGUUUCCCAACCUGACAUCCCUCCAGCUGACUACGGAUCACAGCACUUACACAGAAGAGGAAGUGGAGAGAAUUAGAAAAGAACAUCCAGACGAUGAUUCUGCCGUAGUGAAUGACAGAGUCAAAGGUUAUCUGAAGGUAACUCGGGCAUUCGGGGCAGGUUUUCUCAAACAGCCAGAGUUGAAUGAUGCAGUGUUAGAGAUGUUCAGGAUCAAUUACGUCGGAAAAUCUCCAUACAUUACUUGCUUUCCAUCACUCUAUCAUUACAAAUUAAGCACUAAAGACAGAUACUUGAUCCUCUCUUCCGACGGACUCUACCAGUACUUCACCAGUGAGGAAGUGGUGGCUGAAGUUGAGUUCUUUCUUGCUUCCUUUCCCGAAGGGGAUCCUGCCCAACACUUGAUUGAAGAAGUACUUUUCCGAGCAGCUAAGAAAGCGGGUAUAGACUUCCAUGAGUUGCUUGAUAUCCCGCAAGGAGAUCGCCGGCGGUACCAUGACGACGUUUCUGUCAUCAUUAUUUCUUUAGAAGGAAGAAUUUGGCGAUCAUCUGUAUAGACAAUGUACAAUCCAGUAAAAAACAAAAAAAACAAAAAAAUCUAGAAAAAAAAAGUUUUUUUUUUCUUUCAAUUUUUCAUAAUUAAUUUCUCAUAUACAUGCCAUAAUUUCAUGGGUAAACUCUGGAUGAGAAGUUUUAUAAAUGUUUCCCCUUUCUUUUCUUGGAUUUUUUUUUAUACAUCAAAAAUAAAUUCUUAAUUUACAA
This is a messenger RNA of Rubroshorea leprosula, 2213 nucleotides long. Lineage: Eukaryota; Viridiplantae; Streptophyta; Magnoliopsida; Malvales; Dipterocarpaceae. The record is from the annotation of a GenBank genome assembly.